Molecule: messenger RNA, 411 nt
Organism: Fragaria vesca subsp. vesca
Lineage: Eukaryota; Viridiplantae; Streptophyta; Magnoliopsida; Rosales; Rosaceae
Exons: 3
Coding region: 1-327 (108 amino acids)
Source: RefSeq, a predicted model, not a curated record
AUGAUCGAGAACGAUCUGGACGCCCGAUUAAGCACCGACCUUCUUCAAAACAAAGUGAAAAAAAAACCCAGACAGAAGAGAUGGUCUACAAACCCAGACAGAAGAGAAAGUGAGAGAGAAAAGAAGAGAGCAGAAGAAACAGGGCGGAAGAAAGUGAAAGAGAAAAGAGAGCAAACGCCCGAUUCAGAUCCAAGCAGCCAAACUCAGAGCAAAAAUUUUGUAUGUUUGUUCCCGGCAAAUUUCGUUUUUUACUCCAGUGGUAGCAGGUUGUUCUGUGGUUCGUUUUCCAGUCCAGUACCCCUCAGUUUAAGGGAAUUGGUGAACUAAAGAAGUUAGCUGAAUUGGGCAAGAGUUUAAGGGAAGAAAAUUUUGGAUAUCCUUGGUUGUUCUCACCUGCCUUUACUCAUUUGG